Molecule: messenger RNA, 1552 nt
Organism: Python bivittatus (Burmese python)
Lineage: Eukaryota; Metazoa; Chordata; Lepidosauria; Squamata; Pythonidae
Source: RefSeq, a predicted model, not a curated record
UGCUGAACAACGGAGAGAGAGGUCGGUUUUCUUCCAGCUCCCUUGUUGCUGCCACUACGCUUCAGCCCACUGACACCAUGGAUAGAUGAUCCUGGCUCUGCACCGCUAUGCUACAGUUGCGUGGCCGCUACCUGCUGCUCUUCCUGGGAGUGCAGCUGGUGGUGAUGGCCCUGCUGUACCGCGAGGGCUACCGGAAACGUGUUGCUUAUUUCCUAGGCAUUUUUUGCAAAGGGGGCACAUUGACUAUGCUGGCCAGCCUCCCCAAUGCAUCACUGCCAGGGGAUGUCUAUGCCAACCUCAGCCUGAUUGCCCGGCCCCCUCUGCCCCCUGAAGAUCUUCCCUAUUGCCCUGAAGUCUCUCCUUUUCUUGGAGGGCCCAUUCGAGUGACCCUUCCCCUUGGAUUGUCGCUUGAAGAUGUCUUGCGAAAGAAUCCCUAUGUGAGCAAAGGGGGGCGUUACCGUCCCCCCGACUGUGAUGCCAUUCACAAAACAGCUGUCAUCAUUCCCCACCGUAAUCGGGAGCAACACCUCAAGUACCUGCUCUAUUAUUUGCAUCCUUUCCUGCAACGACAGCAGCUCAGUUAUGGCAUCUACAUCAUCCAUCAGGCUGAAAAUUACACUUUUAACCGGGCCAAGCUCUUGAAUGUGGGCUUCAAGGAAGCUAUGAAAGAUGAAGAUUGGGACUGCAUAUUCUUCCAUGAUGUGGAUCUCAUUCCGGAGGAUGAUCGAAAUGUUUAUACCUGUGAUCAUUUUCCUAAACAUGUGGCGGUUGCCAUGGACAAGUUUGGCUACAAGCUUCCCUACAAGACAUAUUUUGGAGGAGUUUCAGCACUUAGUCCCGAGCAGUACAUGAAGAUUAACGGAUUUCCUAAUAACUACUGGGGCUGGGGUGGUGAAGAUGAUGACAUUGCAGUCAGGGUAGCACUGAGUGGAAUGGUUAUCUCUCGCCCAUCUAUUCAGUAUGGCCGUUAUCGCAUGAUCAAACAUGGACAUGACAAGGGCAACGAACAGAAUCCCAAGAGAUUUAACUUGCUGGCCAAGACAAGGAGAACAUGGAAACAGGAUGGUAUGAACACCCUGGAGUAUCAGCUGCUCUCCAAGGAACUCCACCCCCUCUAUACCAAUAUCACUGUGUUCAUUGGAACUGAGAAGGGCAUGCAGCACUCCACAUGAUGCACCGCCUACAGGUUGGCAUGGGGACAGGAGCCCCACCCUGACCCUGCUUCUGGAUGGAGGAAACCAAAGAUUCCACAGAGGGAUAUCUUGCCCUGAGUAGGGUGGCUGUAUCAUAUUCUGACUGUAGGAUCCAGCCAGGUGCUGUGGGUAACAGCAUUGCAGUGACUGAAUGAGAAUUUUACACAGCCCCCCCUCCCCCAGAAUUGGGUGUUUUUACCCUGGGGGUAGAGGUGGGUUCUGGCCUUUUGCGGGAUGCCUUUUGAACCUUGGAUGGAGGAGCGGCGCUGAAGAAACGCAGGGCUCUCUCUGGCAAUCUGAACCUUCAGAGCUGCUGUGCCAUGGUUGGUCUUUCUUAUUAAAGUGCAAUUUAUUUUAAA